CUGGGACUAAAAUCAGGUCCACAUCGCUCCUUCCCCACUUUCAGAUCUGCUCCUCGCCGAUCUGGGCCAUCCUGUCACCGUCUUCUUCCUCCCCGGCCGAUGCCUCCCAAACCAUAGCCCCCGCAAAACCCUAGAUCCCGGUCCCCGUCGACGCCGCCGCCGCCACCGCCAUGGAUCCCUCCGGAUCCAGCUCCCGCCACGGCCGCCUCCUCAUCUCCCCGUCGGUGUCAACCCCGACCUUCUCCUCCACCCGCGCCCCGUCCUCAUCCCCCUCGCCGCACCACGACCGCCGCAACUCCACCUCCUCCCCCAAGCCCCUCCUCCCCUUCCCGCCCCCCACCUCCAGGCCACACUCGUCCGGCUCGUCCGCCGGGCCCCGCGCCGCCGCGUCCGCCUCGCUCCCGGGCUUCGCGCACAACGCGCGCAUCGCGGUGGCGCUCGCGCCCGCCGCGGCCUUCCUCCUCGACCUCGGCGGGGCCCCCGUCCUCGCCGUCCUCGCCGUCGGGCUCGCCGUCGCGUACGCCCUCGACGCGCUGCGGCUCCGGCAGGGCGCCUUCUUCACGGUGUGGGCGGCGCUGCUCGCCGCCGACGUGGCCUUCUUCUUCUCGGCGUCCCUCUCGUCCGCCGCCGCCGCCUCGCUGCCCCUCACCGUCCUCGCGCUGCUCCUCUGCGCGGAGACCUCCUUCCUCAUAGGCGUCUGGGCGUCGCUCCAGUUCCGCUGGAUCCAGCUUGAGAACCCUACCAUCGUUGCGGCGCUCGAGCGGCUCCUCUUUGCGUGCGUGCCUAUCGCCGCAUCUGCAGUCUUCACAUGGGCAGUUGUGUCCGCGGUCGGGAUGGCCAAUGCUUCCUACUACCUUGCCACAUUUGCCAUGGUCUUCUAUUGGCUCUUCUCGGUACCCCGUUCCUCCAGCUUCAAGAACCGAAAACAGGACGCUCCAUUGCAGGACAGUGAUGGCAUUCUUGGCCCCUUGGAGAGCUGCGUGCAUGCGUUGUACCUGUUGUUUGUGCCAGUGUUGUUCCAUGCUGCAUCCAACCACACCACACUCUUCGCAUCAUGGGCCAAUGUUUGUGAUCUUCUGCUGCUGUUCUUCGUACCAUUCUUGUUCCUGCUCUAUGCGUCCACUCGUGGUUCACUGUGGUGGAUUACCAGGGAUACACGCACAAUGGACCAGAUAAGGAUGGCGAAUGGCUUGGUUGCACUUGUUAUAGUGGUGCUCUGCCUGGAGGUUCGAGUUGUAUUUCACGCUUUUGGAAGGUACAUUCAUGCUCCCCCGCCGCUGAAUUACCUGCUUGUGACUGUCACGAUGCUUGGUGGUGCUUUGGGUCUGGCUGCGCAUGCUGCUGGCAAGGUUGGAGAUGCAGUUAGCUCGGUGGCGUUUAUGGGGUUGGCAGUGCUUGUCAGUGGAGCAGGUGCCGUAGUCAUUGGUUUUCCGCUUGUGUUCCUUCCACUCCCAAUGAUGUCUGGUUAUUAUGUGGCAAGGUUCUUUACCAAGAAAAGCCUGUCAUCAUACUUCACCUUUGUGGGAAUAUCAAGCUUGAUGGUCCUUUGGUUUGUGGUGCAUAACUACUGGGAUCUAAAUAUUUGGGUUGCUGGCAUGCCAUUGAAAUCGUUUACCAAGUACAUUGUUGCAGCUGUAAUCAUGGCAAUGGCUGUUCCUGGUUUGGCACUUCUCCCUGCAAAACUGCGCUUUCUUGUGGAACUUGGUCUUAUUGGUCAUGCACUGUUGUUAUGCUACAUUGAGAACCGACUCUUCAACUAUGCUGCCAUGUACUACUUUGGGUUUGAGGACGAUAUCAUUUAUCCAAGUUAUAUGGUUUUGAUCACAACAUUUUUUGGGUUGGCUCUUGUAAGAAGAUUAUCUGUUGACCAGAGAGUUGGGUCCAAAGCUGCUUGGAUCUUGACUUGUCUCUAUUCUUCAAAAUUAUCUAUGUUGUUUAUCACAUCAAGAUCGGUGGUAUGGGUUUCAGCUGUUCUGCUACUUGCUGUCACACCCCCUGUACUUCUUUACAGGGACAAGUCCAAAGGGGGGGCUCCUAGGAUGAAGAUCUGGCAAGCUUAUUUUCAUGCAUCUGUAGUAGCCUUUUCUGCAUGGCUCUGCCGGGAAACAGUUUUCGAAGCUUUACAGUGGUGGAACGGAAGGCCUCCUUCAGAUGGUCUGCUUUUGGGGUCAUAUAUUUUGUUGUCUGGUGUUGCUUGUAUCCCAAUAGUGGCACUCCAUUUCCCUCAUGCCCAGUCAGCAAAGAGAGUCCUGGUGCUUGUUGUGGCCACAGGGCUUCUUUUCGUUAUUAUGCAGCCUCCUGUUAAACUGUCAUGGGUAUACCGGUCGGAGCUGAUCAGAGCAGCACAUUUAUCUGAUGAUGACACGUCAAUAUAUGGUUUUGUAGCAUCCAAGCCCACAUGGCCAUCAUGGCUGCUCAUAGCAACAGUGGUACUUACAUUAGCAGCUGCUACAUCUAUCAUCCCAGUGAAGUAUAUUGUUGAGUUGAGGGCUUUGUAUGCUGUGGGAGUUGGAAUUACACUAGGCAUCUACAUAUCUGUCCAGUACUUCUUCCAAGCAGUUGUUCUGUAUCCUCUUCUUGUUGCGACAAUUGUCUGUGCUGCAGUCUUUAUAGUAUUCACGCAUCUUCCAUCUGAGUCCAGCACAAGGGUUUUGCCAUGGGUGUUCUCUUUGUUAGUAGCUUUGUUCCCAAUCACCUACCUGCUGGAAGGACAGUUAAGGGCCAACAGUUUUGCAGUUGAGGAUGAAGCAGAGAAGUUCACCAACAUGUUGGCUAUAGAAGGGGCCAGAAUGUCGCUUUUGGGUCUCUAUGCUGCUAUAUUCAUGAUCAUUGCACUAGAAAUUAAGUUUGAACUGGCUUUGCUGUUGCAUGAUAAAGCCACAGAUGUUACACAUGGUGUAUCUGGUGGUCGGGGCUCUGCAUUUCCACCCAAAGCAAGGCUACUGCAGCAACGGAGAUCUCAUGCUGCACCAACUUUCACCAUCAAGAGAUUGGCAGCUGAAGCAGCUUGGAUGCCUGCGAUCGGCAACUUAUCUACGGUUUUGUGCUUCAUCAUCUGCCUUGUUCUCAACAUAACACUUACUGGUGGCUCGAACCGUGCUAUUUUCUUCCUAGCGCCCAUCCUUCUACUUUUGAACCAGGAUUCAGAUAUUGUUGCAGGAUUCGGUGACAGACAGCGUUACUUCCCUGUGACAAUUUCUAUUUCUGGGUAUUUGCUAUUGGCAUCAUUGUAUAAGAUAUGGGAGGAGGCUUGGCCUGGCACUGGCAGUGGAGGAUGGGCUCUUGAUAUCGGGGGCUCAGUUUGGCUCUAUGCUGUGAAAAAUGUUGCUCUUCUCGUGCUCACGCUACCCAAUCACAUACUCUUCAAUCGGUUCAUGUGGGACUAUGUCAGGCAGACCGAUUCGAAGCUACUUCUGACACUGCCUCUCAACCUGCCAUCGAUUAUAAUGACAGAUGUACUUUCUGUGCGGGUUUUAGGGCUGUUGGGAGCUAUUUAUUCUCUAGCACAGUACCUGAUAUCAAGGCGGAUAAGAAUUGCUGGGAUGAAAUAUAUUUGAAGUUUUGAGGUAAAUCUUGUGUCUUGGCGCAACUGCUGUCAGUCGAGUCUUCAACUUCCUGAAGCAGAUCCUUGUGGUAGAGAGAAUCAGAGAAACAAUGCUCGAUGGUAAUCACUUUUGUACUGGAUGAUCGUUAUACUGGUUUACCCUUGAGGUGUUGUACUGUAGAUGUUUUGCACAGGACAUAAAAUGCAUCACCAUGGGUCCUUUACUAUGGGCUUGUAGCAAGAAAGAAAAAAGAAUUGCUAUUUUUCACUUGACUAAUUUUAAUUCGUUUUCAGUCGAAUUUUUAAA
Messenger RNA from Triticum aestivum (bread wheat), 3851 nucleotides. RefSeq lists its product as uncharacterized. The record is from RefSeq and is a predicted model, not a curated record. The transcript has a single exon. NCBI's taxonomy places the organism in Eukaryota, Viridiplantae, Streptophyta, Magnoliopsida, Poales, Poaceae. The coding region runs from base 171 to 3557 and encodes 1128 amino acids.